Perkinsus marinus ATCC 50983 is the source of this 288-nucleotide messenger RNA. RefSeq lists its product as hypothetical. The transcript has 3 exons. NCBI's taxonomy places the organism in Eukaryota, Perkinsozoa, Perkinsida, Perkinsidae. The record is from RefSeq and is a predicted model, not a curated record. Bases 1 to 288 code for a protein of 95 amino acids.
AUGUCAACGAUACCGGCUAAGUUGAACGCACUAUCGCCAGCGGUGAAGACUAUGUUCACUAGAUGCAUGGGGGCAGCCUCCCGUUUCCAAGACCCCAAUUUCAAGCAGUACUUCCAGCGAAUUACCAACUCGGAUUUUGACCGUUUCGCGGCCCUCGACGAGGCGACGCGAGCAUCACAAGAACCGGACUUCCUCAAGGAGCAGGAGAAAAACUUCGCAAUCCUUGAUCGACAAAGCUACAUCAGCGAUCUGUAUUACAGUGAUCACUUCCACACUACUAAGAAGUAG